Molecule: messenger RNA, 3454 nt
Organism: Sturnus vulgaris (Common starling)
Lineage: Eukaryota; Metazoa; Chordata; Aves; Passeriformes; Sturnidae
Gene: RASGEF1B
Product: RasGEF domain family member 1B
Biological process (GO): Ras protein signal transduction
Cellular component (GO): plasma membrane
Molecular function (GO): guanyl-nucleotide exchange factor activity
Source: RefSeq, a predicted model, not a curated record
GAAUUUCACAAAAUUUGGGGAGAAGGUUUACCAAAACUCGGAAUCUGGUCUCAUCUUCUAUAUCACUGGUGAGCUUGGACAGCAGUGGUAAGCAACUAUGCCCAGGCAAGCUUUUCCAAAUUUCUGUAGAGCCACUCAGAGAGUAGGUGGAGGCAGAUGCACUGAAGCAUCAGGCUUUAGCCUGGGUCACGCCUGUUACAGUGUUGUUGGGAAAACCAAGCACCAAUUUACCAGGGUGGAGUUAGGAAAUGGGAGGUUUGGGAUUGUGUUGCACAAAGGAGAUUGUCCUUUCACAAAGCCUUUCCAGGGCUUCACUUCAGUCUCUCUUCUUCUGCUCUGGCUGGGGAUGUGUCAGCCUGGGACAGCCUGAACACGCUUCCCCAUGAGAGUGCUGCUCUUAGGGAGCUACUUUCAGGAUUUGACCAAAGUGAACAUUGUGCAACAUUCCUCCAAAAGCUUUAUAGAAAGUCUGAGUUCCCAAAGCCUGUCAGGAUUUUUGUACCACCUCCUAACUCCUAGCCUGGACAUGUUAUCUGUCAUUUAAUAAAGAAACAGCAAGAUAUAAAAGGAGCACAUGGUGAUUGUGACAGGCAGUGGUGAAAGCCAGUGUUGGCCCUUUCCUGAGAGGUCUGCACAGGCUUGAAAACAGUACAGUCUUUAUUGUGUGCAAGUAACCCAUGGUGUGACACUGAGUUGUCUUUCUAGUGCAGUAUUAUCUCUGGAAGAUAGAAAUCCCCUUACAUUGUACCUUCUCUUAAUUAUCCCUUAUCUCUUUUGUGUGUCUCCACAGGGAAAGAUGCCACAGACACCUCCCUUUGCAGCAAUGUUUGACAGCAGCAGCUACAACAGGAACCUAUAUCAGACAAAAGAAGACAACUGUGGAGGGCUCUAUUACCAGGACAACAAUCUUCUGUCAGGAUCUCUGGAAGCUCUGAUCCAGCACUUAGUACCCAAUGUGGAUUACUAUCCAGAUAGGACGUACAUCUUCACUUUCCUGCUCAGCUCUCGCCUCUUCAUGCACCCCUACGAGCUCAUGGCCAAAGUCUGCCACCUGUGCAUUGAGCAGCAGAGACUCAGUGAGCCUGCCCUGGACAAGAACUGGACCCAGAAAAUUUCACCCAAAAUCCUACAGUUGUUGACUGAGUGGACAGAGACUUUUCCUUAUGAUUUCCGAGAUGAAAGAAUGAUGAGGAACUUAAAGGAGUUGGCCCAAAGAAUAGCCAGUGGGGAUGAGGUGUACCGGAAGAACGUGCAGCAGCUCCUCCAGAACCUGAUUCGGAAGCUGGCCGCGGUUACCCAGUACGAGGAGGUGCUUGCAAAAAUUGAUGCCACCACAUCCACAGAUCGCCUCACACUCCUAAAGACCAAGCCCCAGUCCAUCCAGAGGGACAUCAUCACAGUCUGCAAUGAUCCCUAUGUGUUAGCUCAGCAGCUGACGCACAUAGAGCUUGAGAGACUCAAUUAUAUUGGACCAGAAGAGUUUAUCCAGGCGUUUGUGCAAAAGGAUCCUUUGAAUAAUGACAAGAGCUGCUACGGAGAUCGAAAGAAGACUCGGAAUCUUGAAGCCUAUGUGGAGUGGUUUAACAGGCUCAGCUACUUGGUUGCAACAGAAAUCUGUAUGCCUGUGAAGAAGAAGCACAGAGCGAGAGUGAUAGAAUAUUUCAUCGAUGUGGCACGGGAAUGUUUUAACAUUGGCAACUUCAAUUCCUUAAUGGCUAUUAUUUCUGGCAUGAAUAUGAGUCCUGUGUCUCGAUUAAAGAAAACCUGGGCAAAAGUGAAGACAGCCAAAUUUGAUAUUCUUGAGCAUCAGAUGGACCCUUCCAGCAAUUUUUAUAAUUACCGAACUGCUCUGCGUGGAGCCACCCAGAGGUCCCUGACAGCUCACAGCAACAGAGAGAAGAUCGUGAUACCUUUCUUCAGCCUCUUGAUCAAAGAUAUUUACUUCCUCAAUGAGGGUUGUGCCAAUCGCCUUCCAAAUGGUCACGUCAAUUUUGAGAAAUUUUGGGAAUUGGCAAAACAAGUCAGUGAAUUUAUGACAUGGAAGCAAGUGGAGUGUCCUUUUGAAAGGGAUUGGAAGAUCCUGCAGUACUUGCUCUCUGUCCCAGUCUUCAGUGAUGAUGCACUUUACUUGGCUUCCUAUGAAAGUGAGGGUCCUGAGAACCACAUUGAAAAGGACAGAUGGAAGACACUAAGGUCAGCGCUUCUGGGCAGAGUCUAGAGCACACCGUGUCUGCUGUUGCUGUGUUAACGUGGAUUGCCAAGGGGCAUGGCUUGGUUUAUUUUUCUGUGCACUGAGUGGCACUCAGAAUGAUGAAAGAUGUGCAGUCAGUUGCGAUAUCGUGGAGCAAAGAUGAAAGAAGUUAAUUCAAGAACAAACAGGCAGCUUCUCCCAUCUGACAGAUGAGAUAAAAUCACAGCUCACUCAGCUGGGAUUUAGGCUGAAGUAUUGAUUGAGACUCCUUUGAAGAUCUCAGAUGUUGCCUAUGAAUCAUUUCACACCUGGAUGGAAUAUUCUUUCCUUCACUUUUGCUGCAGCUUGCUGCUACAAGGACUCUGCAGAGCUGCCACAAGGACUCACAGGAGGUUACAGAGGGGAAAUGUUCACCAUUCCUUUCGGUCUGCAUUGAAGAGCUCUCAUUCCUAAUAAGCUGAAUAUAUCCCAGAAGAUUGGGAUUGCUAAGAAGGGAAAGGAUGGACACAAAGAUUGGCUGCUGAGGAGAAUUUCUCCCUACCACUGUAAUGGUGGCUGGUUGUUUGUUUGUUUUUCUUUUUCCAAUGUGUUUUUGAGUUGGCUGCUGGCAGGCAAACUCAUUAUUUUAAGUUAUUAAAAAAUAUGAAGUAAUAAAAAUCAAGGCUGUGGUAGAAAAUAUACCUGCUGUAAAAAGAUAGUAACUAUGUAGCUCUAUGACUUCUAGUGAGGCUUUUUCUUUUGUUCAGUUCUUUAUAACUAACCACUACGUGCUACAGACAUUCUUAUUUUUACUGUGAGGUUUUUUUACUCUUGAUUUUCCAUACUUGACCUUCUUCUUAUAUGAGGUUGAACAAGCUGACUUUUCUAGAAUAGUCUUGGAGAAACUGGCAUAAAAAUAUAUGAGGGUAUGUUUUUAUUAAGUAAUUUUUAUAACUGCCUUUUUUUUUUUGAAAGGGUAAUAGUGGUGAACACAAUCCAUUUUGACUGAAAUAGCAAGAUGCCAAAAGGAAAAAAAAAGAGACUUCUUCUCAGUUCCAGCUAUGAACAAAACAGUCUUCCUGUGUGUUUGCUUUAGGGAUUAUGCUUAUGACUGUGAAGUAGUUCACUGUGUUACACACCUAAUAAGUUUUUAGUAGCUCUGAAUACCUAGUCACUCUAUCUGUCUAGGAGGAACCCGAUUGAAAAAAAAUACAAAACCAAGCCUGUAGCUGUAGAUCACCCUGGAUGCAAAAAUCAAUAAGCAAAGUACAUACUUGGCAAAAA